This is a messenger RNA of Oldenlandia corymbosa var. corymbosa, 5098 nucleotides long. The record is from the annotation of a GenBank genome assembly. NCBI's taxonomy places the organism in Eukaryota, Viridiplantae, Streptophyta, Magnoliopsida, Gentianales, Rubiaceae.
AUUUAUCUUCGUAAUGUGCAUUUUCACAUUAUCAAUACAAUUUCUCACAUUCUUUCAAAGAAUAAAAACCAAACAUUGCCAACUCCAUCAUGAUUACUACUAUUAUUAAAAGCUUUGUUCUCUUUGCUCACUCUAUGCCAAAUCCAAAGAUAUCAUUUUUAUUUGAAAUUCUGAAUGAUUUAUUUAAUACCCUAUUCUUUAUCACCCAAAUAUGUCGAUCGCAAUUAGAUUAAAGUACAAUCAUAAUCCCACUUAAUCCAUGAUUUCCAUGUCCUUUUUCGAUAAUUAGCACACGAUUUAGCAUUGAAGUUGAUGUCACCAAUAAUGGAGAUUGGGAAAUGGAAACUGGAAAAUGAUGUUGUUGUCUACUAGCUUGGAGGUUGGUGGCUUUUUUUAGCUCAUUUCGUCAUCGUCUGGUGCGAUGAAUUCAUAAGUCACAAAUAUCUUGCUUUGUACUAACCAUUCAACGUUUGUCAGCGAACUCUGUUAAAUAACACAAUAAUCUACAGUUUACAGCCCUGAGCAGUAAAAAACUUGUUGCAAAAACGGCCUUUUCAGAAUUUCUUUAGAAAUUCUUGUUUUAUGUCUUGAUUGGUGCAAACAAGUGUGUCAAAGUCGAAGAUUUUUCUAAUUGUUAUUACUUUUUGUUUAUUCCUAUUACAAACGAUGCUGACGCGAAAUAAAAAAUUGGAUCUUUCUUCCAUAUUGUUUUAAGGUUGAGUAUGAACUUUGGACUCUUUGGACCAAUAAGAGCUGCCUUUUUGUCUGAGCCAGUCCGGACCGGAGUAGAUAGAUUGGCCAGUGUACUUCUGCAGAUUUUGUCAGGAAAUAAUUGAGCGAAUAAUAUUAUGCUUUGAAGGAAUCAUUUUAUGCUGUCAUUGCUGUUGUUGUCUCAACUUUGAUGUCAUUGUUAUUUGUUCCGGGGUGGGAUUGUUGAGGGGGAAACCAUGAAACAAGAGAUUGAAGAAGCCAGUGUUAGAUUGAUAAGUAGAAACAGUGGGGGAAGUGGGGAGCCCAGAUGGGUUGAUGGAAGUGAGGUGGACUCAGGGUCACCACCAUGGUCAUUGCUUGGUGAUGAUGAAAUCAAGGAAGGUUAUGGAUCUAUUAGGAGAAGGCUUGCCAAGCGGCCAAAGAGAGUGGACUCUUUUGAUGUUGAAGCUAUGGAGAUUUCUGGAGCUCAUGGACAUCAUAAAAAGGUUCAACUUGAAACUGGCAGUCUUUUCCUCCUUUUUCUGAUGUCUCAUUUCUUCAUCAUUGACGCACUUUUACUUGGUAUGACUUUUUUUUUUGGUCUGUGUCUUUUGUGUUGUAAGUGGAGGUUAUGCAUAUGUCGGGAGAAUAAAGUUCAGGUGCUUUUUAGGGUUAAGUAUUUUGGGGGGGCGAAUUUGGUCUCGGAUUCUGCAUUAUUGCCUCCAAAACUCUUAUCCAUUAUCAGGACACUUUAUUGUUUUAGUUGAUGAUACUUCUCCCUUCACUGGAGCGAUAGAACAUGUCUGAAAAAAUUGUUUUAAGAGUUGCAUUUGUGUAAUUUAGUACUUCAACACCUCCUUUUUUUGGCUUGAACACUUGGAAAGCUGGUUUCUCUCCCUUCUGAAUUAUUUUUUCUGGUGGGAAAGGUUUCACUCUUCAAUCUUCUCCUUUCUGGAGAGAUUAAAACUGAACAAAACUACGAUUAAUCUUCAUCCCUUGCCACCUUUGCCUCAAAGAUCACCUACAUUAAUUUCGUGUUUCUAGGACAAGUUCAAAACUUCAUGUAUCCCUCAUCACUUCUGCUCAUUGAGUCCUUUUUCAUGAGAAAAAUUAGUAAAGGUGAAAUAAACCUGUCUUAUUUAUUGAAAAUUCCUUGCUCUAGUCAAAAAAUUGCUUCCGGUUCUAAGACUAAGUGGAGGAGAAAAUCUUUCGAAUUUCAUUAUUGUGGUAAUUAUACCAACUUCUUUUAAUGAGUGUAAAUGAAACAGUGCGUUAUUAAAAGGAUCAGGUUCACGGGGAUAAGCCUGCUAAGUAAAUUUCGUGGUAGGCAAUUGGCUCAACUAUUAGGAAAAGCAUGUAACACUAUUCUGAGAUUCAUCUUUACUCGCUACUGUUUGAGAAAAAUUAAUUGCGUAGCAUAUAGAUUUUGAUUUUCAUAUUGUUUCUGUUUGAAUAUCAGGAUGCUUCUCUGUGGCAAACACUUGCAUUGGCAUUUCAAACUUUGGGGGUGGUCUAUGGUGAUAUGGGCACAAGCCCUCUGUAUGUCUUUUCUGAUGUGUUUAGCAAAGUGUCCAUCACAUCAGAGGUUGACGUCCUGGGAGCAUUAUCACUAGUUAUGUACACAAUUGCUCUCAUUCCCUUACUUAAGUAUGUUUUCAUUGUGCUGAAAGCAAACGACAAUGGGGAAGGAGGAACAUUUGCAUUGUAUUCGCUGAUCUGUAGAUAUGCAAAAGUUAGCCUUCUUCCAAAUCGGCAACAGGCUGAUGAGUAUAUCUCCAGUUUUAAGCUCAAACUACCUACUCCAGAACUUGAAAGGUCUUUGAAUAUUAAGGAGGCUUUGGAGCGUAAAUCAUCCCUCAAAACCCUUCUGUUGCUCAUAGUUCUGACUGGAACAUCCAUGGUAAUUGGGGAUGGUAUUUUGACUCCAGCAAUAUCAGUUAUGUCAGCUGUUAGUGGUCUGCAAGGUCCAAUCAAGGGAUUUGGGACAGGGGCUCUUGUUAUCACCUCGAUAGUUAUCCUUGUGGGACUGUUCAGCAUACAGCGGUUUGGGACAAGUAAAGUUGGUUUCACAUUCGCUCCUGCACUUGCUUUAUGGUUUUUUAGUUUGGGGUCCAUUGGCAUCUACAAUCUGAUCACACAUAAUGUUACUGUUGUAAGGGCUUUGAAUCCAAUUUACAUAUACCUUUUCUUCCAAAAGAAUACCAGUAAGGCAUGGUCUGCUCUCGGUGGAUGUGUCUUAUGCAUUACAGGAGCUGAAGCAAUGUUUGCUGAUUUGGGCCACUUUUCUGUGCCAUCAAUACAAAUUGCUUUCACUAGUGUGGUAUUUCCGUGUCUUCUCUUUGCAUACAUGGGACAAGCUGCAUACCUUACCAAAAACCCUCAUUCUGUUGAUCGGAUAUUCUAUGAUUCUGUUCCAGAUCCUCUAUUCUGGCCAGUUUUCGUGAUAGCCACAAUUGCUGCUAUAAUUGCUAGUCAGGCUAUGAUAUCCGCUUCUUUUUCAUGCAUCAAGCAGUCUAUGGCGCUUGGAUGCUUUCCCAGAUUGAAGAUAGUUCACACGUCCAGGAAGUUGAUGGGCCAAAUUUAUAUUCCUGUCAUCAAUUGGUUUUUGAUGAUUAUGUGCAUUCUCGUGGUUGCUUCAUUUCAAAGCACUACGGAUAUAGCUAAUGCUUAUGGAAUUGCAGAGGUGGGUGUUAUGAUUGUGAGCACUAGUUUGGUGACCCUCGUGAUGCUUCUAAUUUGGCAAACCAACCUGUUUCUUGCUUUAUGUUUUCUUAUGGUGUUUGGAACCGUUGAGCUCAUUUACCUUUCUGCGGUUUUAUCCAAGAUUAUGGAGGGGGGUUGGCUUCCACUUGUGUUUGCCUCUUUCUUCCUUUGUAUAAUGUAUACCUGGAACUAUGGGAGUGUGCUUAAAUAUCAAAGUGAAGUCCGGGAAAAAAUCUCAAUGGAUCUCAUGCUUGAGCUAGGCUCUAGCCUAGGAACAGUAAGAGUGCCGGGUGUUGGAUUAUUGUAUAAUGAACUUGUUCAAGGCGUUCCAUCCGUGUUUGGACGGUUCUUGCUGGAACUUCCAGCUAUACAUUCCACUAUUGUGUUUGUCUGCAUUAAAUAUGUCCCAGUCCCAGUUGUGCCUCAAGAAGAAAGAUUUAUGUUCCGGAGGGUUUGUCCAAAAGAUUACCACAUGUUCCGCUGUGUUGCUCGCUAUGGCUAUAAAGAUGUCAGGAAGGAAGAUCACCAUGCAUUUGAGCAACUUCUCGUGGAGAGCCUAGAGAAGUAUUUGAGGAAGGAAGCUCAGGAACUUGAAUUGGAGAGCAAUGUGCAUGAACCUGAGUUGGAUAGCAUUUCUGUUUUAUCGAGGGAUUCAGGACCUGCAGAUGUAGAUACUAUUGGAGAGCUAAGGAUCCCGUUGAUGCAUGAUGAUAGAAUGGAAGAAGCAGGAACUUCAAUGUCCGAAGAAACUCCUGCAUUGCCAGCUAGUGUCAUGUCAAUAGACGAGGAUCCUAGCCUGGAGUAUGAGCUUUCAGCCCUGAAAGAAGCUACUGAUUCCGGAUUUACAUACUUACUUGGGCAUGGUGAUGUGAGGGCAAAGAAAACGUCCUGGUUCCUUAAAAAGCUAGUCAUAAACUACUUCUAUGGAUUCCUAAGAAGGAACUGCAGAGGUGGUGCUGCAACAAUGAAAGUUCCUCACACGAAUAUAAUGCAAGUUGGGAUGACUUACAUGGUCUGAUCCCUCAGAGUCUCACCUUGUAAGUCCGCAGCUUUAUAAUCCUUAUGCCACGUAUUUUAUUUUAUUUUUUUUUCCGCAAUGGCAUGAUAUAGAUUACUUAGGAACUGUUAGUCUCUUGUAGCACGACGUGAUUAGGUUAAAUUAAAAUAUCCAUCGGUCACUGCUAACUCUCCGAUAUACUAGUUGAGUUAUUAAUUUACGUACUAUUGAGCAUUAUUCACAGUCUUGAUAAUAUCUUCAGAUGUAUAACUUGAGUUAUGAAUACACGCACGAAGCCGCUUACCACAAUUCCUUAAAAGCGACACUUGCCAAUGAUUAAAGAGUCAAUUUCUGCAGUCUCUUUUGUAAAAGGCUGUUCAGAUGUUUGGUAUGUCAUACAAAGUAGGUGUCACUGAUGUUCCAAGCUUCCACAAGUUGAAACUCUUGUAUUAGGGAUAAUAAUCGGCAUUCUAAAUGGAUCUAAUGCGAUCAAUGACCUAGUUUCAUAGUCGGUCGGGUGCAUAUAAUAAUAAAGGAAUAAUUUUAGAAUUUUAUGCUUAUGAAUUGAAUUGCUCUUUCCAUUACCAAGAACUCUCGACUAAGGAAACCAAAGCAGCUUACUACUUUUAUCAUAUUUUAUUUUAUUUUUUUUUAAUAAUUUUAUAUUGUUAACUUGGGAAAACACGGACAGUUUUUGCCGAAGGUGGU